Molecule: messenger RNA, 4935 nt
Organism: Ostrinia furnacalis (Asian corn borer)
Lineage: Eukaryota; Metazoa; Arthropoda; Insecta; Lepidoptera; Crambidae
Exons: 7
Coding region: 950-3622 (890 amino acids)
Source: RefSeq, a predicted model, not a curated record
AGGCUACCUAGAACCGAAAACAGAAAACUAGUUUGGCUGGAAGCUAUUGGAAAAGAAAACAUAAAAACGAAUACUAAAGAUGUUAACAUUUUUUGUUCUUUACAUUUUGAUGAAAGUUCAUUUAAUAGAACACUCGAUAUUUGAAGACUGAAGGAUGAUGCAGUGCCAUCUCUUAUUUUGAAACAUCAUUCUUCAGACGAUCCGCAACCUUCAACGUCAAAUAAUGCUGAUUAUCCUGUGUGCAGCCAACAAAAUACUGGUUUAGUAAGUUAUAUGUAUUUGCGUUUUAAUAUUAAGAAGUUUAAAAUUGCUUUGUUUGUAAAAAAAAAUAAGCCCAUAGAUGAUAAUGAUGUGGUUUACCUUACAUAACUAAUACAUGUCUGUCACAUGCUAGGCCAGAAAAGGAGUUAUCCCAAUUUCGGCCAGGAGGUUGUACGCCAUAUCAAAAAUCAAGAAAAAUCUACUGAUUAAGGGAAAAAUAUAUAUAACUAUAUUUAGCAUAUAAUUUAGCCGUACAAAAUCAAAAAUUAAUCAUGAAUUUAUCAUUCUCAAAUGCAUACACAAGAUGGCGUAUGGCGUCAGAUAAAAAAAAAAAGAUGAACCAUAGACUAAACGUCAGUCGCUGUCAGAUUUCAUCUGUCACUCCACUCGUCUUGUUCUGAUAAUUGCGUUUACGUGUCUGAUCUGCUGUUUCCCAAGUUCUUCAAGUUCUGACCUGGCUUUCGUUUUUGGAUUGUUAUCUGCCUCAUCUGAUGACCCGGCUUGUGUUAUAUGGACUUGAGACAUAUCGUGCGAUUUGGACUUUGUUCUUUUGUUAGACAUUCCAGAGGAUCCGAUUGGUAUGUAAACGAUUUAUAACAUUUUCUUAAUUGUUCAUAGAAUAUCUAAUCGUUAAUUAUUACUUCCUUACUGUAUUAAACUCAUUAUAUUUGUUUUAGAAGCCACAAUCAUGGCGCUCUGUACUUCAUGUUCUUCUGAUAUAAAUGAAGAUUCCCAAAUCUAUCAGUGUAGUGAAAUGGGCCCUGAAAUCAUUUCCAUUAUUCAAAAUGCCAUAGGCCAAGAGGUGGAUGAAAAUGGCAUCAUAUGUGAAGAUUGUUUUGCUAAUAUUAUGCAAAUAAUGUGUGCUGCUUCUUGUGACACGUCAUCUGUACAAGAACAGUUUGAACUACAGCAUACGCAUGAUGUAAACGUGUGUGUAUGGUGCCGAAGCUCAUUAUUUCAGAGGCGUAUUCAUAGUCUAACAGACUACGCCAGACAGUUUAUUGCUGAAAAUAUUUCACCACGAAUUGUACCCGAAGAUGGCUUAGUGUGCUACGCGUGUUGGAUAAGAGUUAGACGAUCUCUUCCACAACAAGAAGUUGAAGUAGCUCCUGUAAGCAGAGAACCCUCGGCAAUAAAUAUGUCAUGUGUAUGGUGCUUACGCUCUCUUGCUGAGACCAGAAGGCAUUCAUUGCCAGAGGGUCCGGAACGGGAUGAAAUAGUUGCAAGAAUUUUUCCUAGAGAGAUUCCAUCUGGAGGCCGUGUAUGUUAUGCAUGCUGGGUCACAGCACGUAGAAAUGUGCAAAGAGCCCAGAACAUUGAUGAGGUGCGUCAAAAUCCAGUUUCUGCACGCCACCAAGAUGAUUCUUGUGCAUUAUGCCGCAUGUCUUUGUUCCGGAGGCAAACACAUGCCAUACCUACUGGGCCUGCGAGAUAUGAAUUAGCAGCAAGCAUUUAUCCACGCGAGUUAUCGGGGCACCUUUUGUGUACAAGUUGCUGGACUAUAUAUGUUAGACGAAAUGCAUCCCAAAUUCGUGAAGAAGCUUCACCAUCUGGAACGACGAUGGAAAAUGUUCCAGUAACAACACCAGUGAUGGAGCUUGAUGAUUUUACACACACUUCAAAUUCUAGUAGCCAUUGUUUUGUGCCCUACUGCACAAAUCCUGAGAGGUACAAUGUUCCAAUUAGUCUUAGAAAGCGAAUUUUAACGUCCCAAAAAGUAUUUGUAACAGAUAAUGCUAGAGUGUGUAAUGAACACAUAUCAUUAUAUAAUUGGGAGUUUCUAGAACAGCAUGAAUUCUCAAAAGUGUUUACAAAAACUGAGAUGCAGUCUAUGCUAAGACUUAGUAUUCGAGAAGUAGAAAGUCAUUUAGAUUUUGAAAGCAUUGAACAAAUUGAUGAUGUUAUUUUUAAAUACUGGACAGGCUUAUCAAAACAAAACUAUAAUAUAAUUUUUAACCAAAUCAGUCCAGCUAUGACUUGCAAAAAACCACGAACUGCCUUAGGGGCAUACUUAAUUAAAGCUCGUACUGGAGACUCCCACAGAAGAAUCUCUUCUUUGUUAUGUGUAAGCAAAUCGGCAAUAACGCGUUUAUUAAAUGCGGCUAGAGAGGCUCUGAUUACUAUAUUUGUGCCUAUUCAUUUAGGUGUUAAUCAUCUUUCAAGAGAAGAAUUGAUUAAUCGAAAUCUUAUAAUACCUGAGGGUUUAUUUGGCGAUAGAGAAGAGAGAGUACCAAUUGUAAUUUUUGAUGGUACAUAUAUAUACUUGCAAAAAUCUUCAAAUUAUCUGUUUCAGAAAAAAACUUAUAGUUUGCACAAAUACCGUAAUUUAGUCAAACCAUUUCUACUUGUGGCCAGUGAUGGUCAUAUCAUUGAUACAUUUGGGCCUUAUCCGGCAACUGAGUCUGAUGCUAAUAUUAUGAAAGCCCUUUUCCAAAAUGAAAAUAGAGAAUUGAGGAGAUAUUUUGAGGCAAAUGAUGUAUUCAUUUUGGACAGGGGCUUCCGUGAUGCAAUCCCGUUCUUGGAUUCAUUAGGAUAUAAAGUGUAUCAGCCUGAAUCACUUGAACCAGGAGAGACUCAGUUGUCUACGAUUAAGGCCAAUAAAUCAAGAUGUGUUACAUUAUGCAGAUGGGUGGUAGAAGUGGUAAAUGGACGCUUUAAAAGAGAUUUCAAAUUAUUUCGCAAUGAUUAUUUUAAUAUAGCUGCAACCCAUCUAAUGGACGACUUUCGAAUUUGUGCUAGUCUUAUUAAUGCCUUUCAUCCAGUAAUUGUGAAUAGGCCGGAUGCAGAAAUUAUAUUAAAUAGAGCAAUAGAAAGAAAAGAAAUGCCUAACAGAUUAGCUCAACUUAUAAUAGAUAAUAGAAUAAACCGAUUCCGAGCCCAAUUCACAAGCAUUAAUGCACAACUUCCAGAAUUAGAUAUUUUCCCUGAAAUGACCCUAUCAGAUCUAACAAUAUUUGCACUUGGCACUUACCAAAUAAAACAAGCCCGAAGCUACUAUGGUGAACACAUACGGCAACGUGGGUCAUUUCAGGUGGAAGUAUCUGACCAUCUGGAAGUUGUGUCCCAUGCAACCUCAUCCCAGCAACCGGACCCUGUGUUAGUAAGGGGUCGAAUAAAGUCUCGCCAUCAUUCUGGGAGAACAUAUUAUUCAUAUAUAUUGAUUGCGAGACAAGGAACUAGCUGGGAUGAUAAAAUAAUAAGCUAUUAUUGCAGCUGCAUCUCAGGACAGCGAACAGUUGGUUGCUGUGCUCAUACGAUGACCAUUGUGUGGUACUUGGGUUGGGCUCGGCAUCAGGAUACUAUUGCUGCACCGGCCUCAUUCUUAGAUAAUAUAUUAAUAAGGGAAGAUGAUGAUGAAUAAAAACCAAUGAAAAUAUAAAGCUGUUUUAUUUACUAACACACCCCUAUACAUCCUAUGUGAAAAACAGGUUAGUUUGAUCAUUGUGGGUAAAGUAGCAGUAAGCCAGUAAUCUUAUCAAAAGCUUUCAUUCUGAAUAAUUUGUAUUAGGUUUUUCAACACAAAGAAAACAUACAAUUUAACAGAUAUAUGAAAUGUUUUUCCUAAUAUGUUGUGAGAGAAAUAAAUAAAUAAAUUAUUAUUAUAUAAAACAGAUUACUUCUAAUCAUAUUUAAAAAAGUUAGAUUAACACAAAAUCUGUUAUUAGACAAUUAAUAGCACUGUAAUAAGUUAGGGACUACACAUCAAACAGAGCACGGGCGGCACCGCUCUCUUAACCACAUCAAUCUUUUAAAAUGCGAUCUCCAACCCGCCUGCCAAGCGUGGGGAUUAUGGCAAAACCCUCCACUACAGUGGAGGAGGCUCUUAGUCCAAAGGGCUGUUGAUGAUGAUCAUGAUGAAUAGGUUAUCAGGGCAAUCGACUUUUAGUUUUAUUUCUUUGUUCUUUUGCCGAUUGAUUAUUUCCAUUUAAAAAAGGUACUUUGUGGAUUAUUCUGUUAAUUGGCUUCAAUGGUGCGUAUUCUUUACAUAUAAGACUAUGACUAUUUUUAUUUUUCUUCACACCAAGAUACGACUUAAUGUCAAAAGUGACAGAUGUUCUUAAAAAUGACAUUCAUCCACCAUGAUGGUUUUUGUUGUUGAGUAUUGCUAUUUUCUUUAACAAUCUUUUGUUUUGAACGAAUAAACAAAGCCAUUUAAAAGAAAUUGAAUGAUAAGAAACUGUUGUAGAUUUAAAAGCCCUUCUUUUUGGUAGGUGUACAGGUUGUUGGCCUAGGCUCCAUACAUUUUGGGACAACUCCUUUAAAUAUCAUAACAUUUACAUUAUUGUUACAGAAUGAAGCACUCAGGAAGUUCAUCAAAAACUUAAAUAUUAUCAUAACAUUUACAUUAUUAUUAUUGUUACAGAAUAAAGCACUCAAAGAAAUUCAUCACUUGCGGGACCCAAAGAUUUCCUUUUGAGACAAAUAUCUAAUUGCAAAGGCUUGCCUACAGAGAGAUGUUACAGUGAGGAAAUUAGAAAAUUCGCUUUAACGUUACAUUUUUUAUCACCAAGAGCUUACGAUUUUGUGCGCUCUCAAUAUGAUUCGUGUUUACCGCAUCCACGAACAUUGUGUAAAUGGUACCAGAAUGUGGAUGCAGAACCUGGAUUUUGCAAAGAAGCAUUCGAUGCCCUGAAAGCCAAAGUAGAGUGUAGUGAAAUCCCAUUGGUGUGUGCU